This is a messenger RNA of Thalassophryne amazonica, 1057 nucleotides long. RefSeq names its product polycystic kidney disease 1 like 1-like. The transcript is spliced from 6 exons. Lineage: Eukaryota; Metazoa; Chordata; Actinopteri; Batrachoidiformes; Batrachoididae. The record is from RefSeq and is a predicted model, not a curated record. Bases 173 to 1057 code for a protein of 294 amino acids.
UAAAGAAGAUGAAAUAUUGUUAAAAGAUUCCAUGCAAAUCGACAUGACCCAACUUUGAUCUUGAGAAAACCUUUUUGAGAUUGUCCCCUGAGAGAGAACAUGAUGGUAAACUGCUGUUUUAUGUUUUCAGUAUGUCCGCACGCUGACUGGCGUUCUCCUCUUCCUCCUCGCCAUGAAGACUUUGACAGUGAUGAAGGCGAGCAGGACUUUGGCUGCUCCUGCUGCAGUCUUCACUCGUUCACUCUGCAGCCUCUUUUGGCCAAUGAUUUCAGGAUUAAUCCUGCUGAUGGCAUUGUCCAGUGUGGGAAACCUGAUCUUCUGCCAGACCUCCUGGGUUUUCAGCUCCCUGCCUCACUCCCUGCAGACUGUGCUCUGUCACCUCUGGGGUUUCAAGUCUCUCAAGAUCCUCCUCAUUUCAGGGAAGGAUUUAAUCUACAAGGGAGCCACUCAUCUGUCCUCCACUACGGUGUGGACGUCUAUGGUGAUGGGUGUGGUGAUGUCAUGGGUCCAAAUCACUCAAAGAUCUCACAGCAGAAGGGAUGUCUUCACUUUAGCAGACUUAACUGGUUACAUCAGAUGGAGGCUUUCUGUGUUCACAGGCCUGAAGACACCAACAUGGUCUGAAAACCACAUGGAAACAAAGACAUAUUACCUGGAAGAGUUUGAAAGUUUAGUCGAUGAACUAUUGUUCAGACUCUGCGUUCUCAGCUCCUGCCACCCGCUGCCCCCCAGAGCCUAUUGCUACAGGAACAACAGUCCUCAUAUCGCUCCAAGACUGGAGUCAUCCAAUGUAGACUCAGAGACAUUUGAAAAGUCCUCAGAGACAGAAGAGACAGCAGUGCACAUCGACACAGAUGUCAGUUUGCCACACCUCCCUCAGCCUCACCCGCUCAGGAAGCUGUUUAUCCACAUGCAGGUGGAGUAUGGGAGACCCAGGACGGACCCCCAGUCUGUGAGGGAGGAAGGUGUUGAAUGCAGAGCUGUAGUCAUACCUUCCCUGCUGCUCCAGGUGGAACAGUGCAGCAUGGAGGACUGUGGCUACAGCGCCCUCUGUUGA